AACAGAGGGCGCUAUACAGCACAUGCGGUGCGCCGUCCGCAAAUGUGCCACUUUGCAAUAAACUUUGUAGUUCAUAGUUCGGGUAUACAAAUCAAGCUAAACGUAAAAAAUGACAGGUGUAACUUCAUUACCCCCUUGUUCUCCUGAUGGUCUUAAAACAAAGGUUUUCGGCUCUUUGUCAGCCGCUGUUACUGUCAGAGUCGAGCCAGUUGGACGUUGGUUCGAGGCCCAUCUACACAGACGUCACCACCACCACAAUCUGUCCCACACCUCCGGCUCGCUGGGGUCCGAUUCCUCCUCGGACAGCUCGGAUGAUGACCUGGAGUAUGAUGAGGAUGACUCCAUGCUGCUGACCCUUGACCCAAAGGAAUGGAAGAAUCAGGACCACUAUGCAGUCCUGGGACUGUCCAAAGUCAGAACGGAGGCCACAGCUGAUGACAUUAAACGAGCCUACAAACGAAUGGUCCUGAAGCAUCAUCCGGAUAAGAGAAAGCCCAAAGAUGGAGUGUCCAAGCCAAGACAAAGCGGAGAUGAUGACUACUUCACUUGCAUCACCAGAGCAUGGGAAACCCUCGGCAACAGGACCAAGAGGAGGUCGUACGACAGCGUGGAUCCGAGCUUUGACGACAGCAUCCCGUCAGUCAACAACAACUCCAAAGAGAACUUCUUCAAGGAAUUCACCAAGGUCUUUAAAAGGAACGCAAGAUGGUCCAAAAAGAAGAGAGUGCCACUUCUUGGGGAUGAAAAGGCAACACUUGAAGAGGUCAACAAAUUCUACAAUUCUUGGUAUGACUUUGACUCCUGGAGGGAGUUCUCCUACUUGGAUGAGGAGGAGAAAGAGAAAGGAGAAAACAGGGAGGAGAGACGUUGGAUCGAGAGGCAGAACAAGACGGCAAGACAGAGUAGAAAGAAGGAGGAAACGGCUAGAAUAAGACAGCUUGUUGAUAACGCCUACGCCUGCGACCCGAGAAUCAAGCGGUUCAAGGAGGAGGAGAAAGAGAAGAAAGCAGCGGAGAAGAAAGCCAAGCAAGAGGCAGUCAGAGCCAUGCAGAUGGAGAAGGAGAGAGAGAAACGAGAGGCCAUGGAGGCAGAGCGAUUGGCCAAGGAAAAGGAGGAGGAGGAAGCCAAAGCAAAGGCUCAGGCAGCUAAGAAGGAAAGAGAAGCGGCCAAGAAAAUCCUGAAGAAAGAGCGCAAAAUGCUCCGGGAUAUAUGCAAGAAAAAUGAGUACUAUGCAGAAUCAGAUGCAGACAGAGUGACACACAUGGCAGACGUGGAGACGCUUUGUGAUAGAUUAUCAGCAGUCAACUUGCAGUCACUCAAUGAAUCCUUGUCCAAAGCAGACCAAUCAGCCGCUGCGGAAAUCUUCUCUAAACAGGUGUCGGGCAUGCACGCUGAGAUGGAGAAAGAGAGGCAGGAGGACCUGAGGAAACUCCAAGAGGCGCAGUCCAGUAAAGGAGGGGGCGGGGCAUCCAGCGGGGGAGGGAAGAACUGGAGUAACGAGGAGGUCCAGUUGCUGGUCAAGGCCGUCAAGAUGUUCCCAGCUGGAACAGUCUCAAGGUACGAAGUGAUUGCCAACUUUAUCAACCAACAUUCCCCGUCAGGCAACAGCAAGACAGCAAAAGAUGUCAUCAACAAAACCAAAAAUCUGCAAAAGCUUGACAGUGCACAGAAGGAGGAGGUCAACAAGAGAGCUUUCGACAAGUUUGAGCAGACCAAGGGCAAAGCCAAGAAACACGAUGUGAUGGCACCGUCAGAACGACUCGAUGUCGCUGACACGGCCGAACAAAAGAAAGCGGCAGAGACCGUGGAAGGACCCAAGCCGUGGAGCACCGAUGAGCAGAAACGACUGGAGCAAGCGCUGAAGACGUACCCAGCCAGCACCAAGGAUAGAUGGGAUCGCAUCGCUGAGACGGUGCCGGGACGAAGCAAGAAGGAAUGCAUGCUCAGAUACAAGGAGCUGGUAGAGAUGGUCAAAGCUAAGAAGGCAGCGCAGGCCGCAGUGGGGAAGAAAUAAGAAAUCGCCUGAAGAAGGCUUUCAUGAAGACAGGUCUGAUCUUAGACUCCUUGCAUCUGAUGUCACAUCUGAAACCAAGGCUUUGUUUUUCUUUUGAAGCCCAUGAGUAGACACUGUUCUUUU
Messenger RNA from Patiria miniata (bat star), 2137 nucleotides. It is a transcript of the gene dnajc2, whose product is annotated as dnaJ homolog subfamily C member 2-like. The transcript is spliced from 16 exons. Gene Ontology annotation, cellular component: cytosol. Gene Ontology annotation, molecular function: Hsp70 protein binding; ribosome binding. The record is from RefSeq and is a predicted model, not a curated record. Lineage: Eukaryota; Metazoa; Echinodermata; Asteroidea; Valvatida; Asterinidae. Bases 110 to 2014 code for a protein of 634 amino acids. Gene Ontology annotation, biological process: 'de novo' cotranslational protein folding; regulation of translational fidelity.